This is a messenger RNA of Aethina tumida (small hive beetle), 636 nucleotides long. RefSeq names its product general odorant-binding protein 19d. Gene Ontology annotation, biological process: sensory perception of smell. NCBI's taxonomy places the organism in Eukaryota, Metazoa, Arthropoda, Insecta, Coleoptera, Nitidulidae. The transcript is spliced from 6 exons. The record is from RefSeq and is a predicted model, not a curated record. Bases 97 to 543 code for a protein of 148 amino acids. Gene Ontology annotation, molecular function: odorant binding.
UCCGGUUCGAAUUGUUCCUUUAUAAAAGCGAAGGCGUGUUCGAUGUGUUCAUCAGUUACAUUUUUAUCUUAUUAGUGUUAUUAUUCGUUUCGAAACAUGAAGGGUUAUUUGAUAUUGGCUUGUUUCAUCGUCGCUGCCAAUGCGAUCUCUAAAGAGUUUGUGGAAAAGUUCAUGAACAAAAUGCAGGAAAUCGGUGCAAAAUGUGCUACAGAAACUGGAGCUAGCAAUGACGACAUUGCUGAAUUGAUUGCCCACAAAGUGCCCGGAUCCCACGAGGGAAAAUGCAUGAUCUACUGUUUCCACAAAGCAUUCCAAGUGCAAGGGGAAGACGGAUCGCCAAAUCUAGACGGGGCUAUUAAUUCGUUAGCACCGUUAGAAGCUGAGGACGCAGAUCUUUACGGAAAAGCCAAAACUAUUUUUGAAACUUGCAUAUCAAAUACUGCUGCUGAUGCUGAUCCUUGUGUCACAGCUGCUAACCUGGCUACUUGUGCUAAAGAGGAAGGAACCAAGAUGGGAUUAGGACCAGAUAUGUUCGAAAUCUGAUCACUCUUACUUUUGUUUUAAUUUCUUUUACAUUAAUAUUUUAUUUUAAGUAUAUACAAUAUAAAUUUGUUAAUAUAUUUUGAUUCUAUUCAA